This is a messenger RNA of Mercurialis annua (annual mercury), 3213 nucleotides long. Its product is annotated as nonsense-mediated mRNA decay factor SMG7-like. The transcript has 6 exons. Gene Ontology annotation, biological process: nuclear-transcribed mRNA catabolic process, nonsense-mediated decay. Gene Ontology annotation, molecular function: telomerase RNA binding; protein binding; telomeric repeat DNA binding. Gene Ontology annotation, cellular component: telomerase holoenzyme complex. The coding region runs from base 197 to 3049 and encodes 950 amino acids. Lineage: Eukaryota; Viridiplantae; Streptophyta; Magnoliopsida; Malpighiales; Euphorbiaceae. The record is from RefSeq and is a predicted model, not a curated record.
CUAUUUCACAACUGAAACAGUACAAAGUGGGCAGCUAUAAGCAGUUCUUGCUUCUUCCAAUCCCCGCACUUCAACUCUCUCUGUUUUGUCUUUGUUUGUUUGAUUUCAUACACAAUUUACUUUAGCUUUUAAUUCUUUCAUGCUUUUUUACUGCGCAUGAUAUGCUCUUCAGGCAGAGAGAUUUGCAACUCCAGUCAUGGAUACAGUGAAUUCAAUUAAGGAUCAAAAAGAAAAACCAAAAUCUCUAGUUGAGGCUGCUAAUUUAGAGAAACAGUUGUGGUCAUUGAUAAAUACAAGAGGUUUAUUGCAUUCUGAUAUUAAAGCUUUAUACCAAAAAGUUUGUUGUUGCUAUGAGAAAAAUUUCCUUAAUGAUCAUGAAGUUUCGGAACUUCAGGAUAUUGAAUAUUGUUUGUGGAAGCUUCACUAUAGGCACAUUGAUGAAUUUCGUAAAAGAAUGAAGGGAAGUUCUGGUAAUGAAGAGCCUAUGAAGUCCGUGGCACAGCAUGUAGAAGGGUUUAAGUCAUUUUUGUUAGAAGCAGCUAGGUUUUAUCAAAACUUGAUCGCAAAGAUCAAACGAUAUUAUGGUCUUACCGAAGAAUUUUCCUUCAUUAGAGGAAAUUCUGUCUCUAUUGAACCGAGGAAAAUGCAGAAACUGCAGUUUUUAUGCCAUCGCUUUCUAAUUUGUCUUGGAGAUCUUGCUAGAUAUAGAGAGCAAUGUGAAAAUUUAGACAUACUGAAACAGAACUGGUCCGUUGCUGUCACGCAUUACCUAGAAGCAUCCAAUAUUUGGCCGCAUAGCGGUAACCCUCAAAAUCAGUUGGCAGUGUUGGCUACAUACGUUGGCGAUGAGUUUCUAGCUUUAUACCACUGCAUAAGAAGUUUGGCUGUUAAGGAGCCGUUCCCUGAUGCAUGGAACAACCUUAUUUUGUUGUUCGAAAGAAACAGGUCAUUUCCAUUACAGUCACUUUCUAAUGAUGCAUCAAAUUGCAAGAUGUUACAAGGGAAACAUGAAGAGUUGGAGGAAACUCAUCUAUGGCCUCUUUUCAUCAGAAUGAUAAGCUUCUUCUUCAUAAAAUCCAAUUUGGAGGAUUUUCCUUGUACUUUUGCUUCUACUAUAAAAGAGCUGGACAUAUUGAUGGCAUUAGAUGAUUCCAAAUUAAAAUCUGCUGUGGAGGCUUAUCAGCGUAUGGAUUCAUUUAGAACUGGCCCUUUUCGAACACUUCAAAUUGUAUCUAUUUUCAUCUUUGUCAUCGAGAAUCUGAUAGACUGUCCAGAAGCAAGAGAUUCGAAAAACAAGAAUCAUUUCCAGCAGCUUGAGGUGAUACAGGAGGCUCUGACUGCUGCUUUUACUUUCGUGGGACGCCUCGCUAACAGAUGCGUUCAGGCUAAUGUCUUGGACUCUUGUCCUCUUUUGCCGGCUUUACUUGUUUUCUCGGAGUGGCUGGUGAGCAUUCUUGAUCAAGUAGAACUUCGCGGAUCUGAUGAAAAAAGUACAAGCGCUAUGCUUUCCUUUUUCGGCGCAUUUCUUGAAAUUCUUAGGCAGAUUGAUAAUAAUAAGAGUAAAAUGAAGGCUCCAGGAAAGACUGCUCUUUGGGAAGAUUAUGAAUUGAGGGGCUUUGCACCUUUAGCUUCGUCUCAUGUUUCGUUAGAUUUUUCAACUCACUGGGCAAAUGCAGACAGUUACGAAAAUGGAACUGAGUGCCGUGCCCACCGCCUUACUACUGCUGCAAUGAAGAUUGCAGAUAGAUCAAAUAGUAGUCGGAAAUGGAUUUGUUAUGAUAAGUCUGGAAGAAAUUUUUAUAUACCGGAGUCAACUAAAUUUCAACAGAAGACAGAAACUGAAAUCGCAAAAUCCCCCAGUACAGUUGUUGAGAUGAAAGAGUCUAAUCAGCAGCAUAUUCAGAAAAUGACGGAAGAAUCUGAGAAGCUGGAGGAGAAACCGAGUAGCCCUGCUGUGGUUAGCAAAUCUGUUACCACGGAGGAUGAAGAAGUCAUUCUCUUCAAGCCUUUGACAAGAUACAAUUCUGCACCACUUUACAAGCCUAUCAUGGCUAAUGAUGAAGCGACUCCUGAAGAUACAGGUCACGAGACAGUACCUGCUGAUGAAUGCUUGCGACGUGCUACUUCAGUGUUAAUGGCACAAAACGAGGCUCGGGCUGAUCCUUCACCAUUCCAUUCCGAUCUCGCUAAUUUCAGGGGCAACAAGCCGGCUCAACGUCAGGAUUCAGUAGCACAUACAUUUUCAGAAGCCUGCACUUCCAGUUCUUCCGGACCGCCCUCGCUCAAUGUGUGGGUCCUCAAUAGAGGAAGUUUGAGCAAUGACAAAGUGAAAGGGAAGCGAGAUCCGAAUAAGCAUAGCAUGCCACCUAUUGAGGAAGUAGCAUCUCCGUCACUGGAUUAUCUCUCGAUCAGUGACAAUGAUUUUAAUGUCAUCAGUUCCACACAUGAACCUAUAACUGUUGACAACUCUUCUCCGGCUUAUGCAGCUCCAACGCCUUCCGCCCCUUUUCUGCCUGAUGAUGCUGUUUGGUUCAAUGGCAUUCAAUCUAACUUAACCAACUUAUAUGAUGCAUCAAACGUGAGUGGCCAUUCAAAUUGGACAGGUGCUCAUCGACCACUCGAUUAUGGUCUCGGUAUUCCAGGUUUUGCUGAAGGAUGUCCGCCGCGGCGACCAAUGACCUCCUCUGAAUGGCUUCGGCAAUACAGGGAAAAUCACAAUCUUGUUGAGUGGACCCCAAGUCAUGUAUGGCCUGCAAAUACUUAUGCUGCUAUGAACACUGGAUCUGGUCUUUUCGAACAAUUUGGAGUUCCAUUCGCCGCUAACCCGCUGAUUUACGAGAAGAGUCCACCGCUCAAUUCAGGUUUUCCUCCUGGUUAUGGCAUUGUUGAUCACAGGAGGGAGAAGCUCUAUCAUGGUCAUCAAAGACCAAGCCCUUACGGGUGCGGCGCAGUGAAUGCACCCGAGCCACUUCUGCAGUAUCUUAAAGAAAAAGAGUGGCUGCUCCAGCAAGAUCCAGCCUUGAGAGGUCCCAAAUUUAUGGGAAGUUGAAAAUCUUUUAGAUAAAACAAUGCAAUGAGGUUUUUCAUAUUGGUUUAUUAAUGCGUACGUGUACAUAUGUAUGAGUUUGAAAGAAAAGCUUAAACGAAAGUUUACAGAAAUUUCUGCCGUGUAUUUGAUCAUAUAUACAUCAAUUACAACGUUUAAAUUUCAAA